Molecule: messenger RNA, 3830 nt
Organism: Ostrea edulis (European flat oyster)
Lineage: Eukaryota; Metazoa; Mollusca; Bivalvia; Ostreida; Ostreidae
Product: regulator of telomere elongation helicase 1-like
Exons: 35
Coding region: 137-3706 (1189 amino acids)
Biological process (GO): DNA replication; regulation of double-strand break repair via homologous recombination; DNA recombination
Cellular component (GO): nucleus
Molecular function (GO): DNA polymerase binding; DNA binding; DNA helicase activity
Source: RefSeq, a predicted model, not a curated record
UUGAUAUAUAGGCCUACUCGGAAUUCCCCUGGAGUAACUGGCGCCAACUUUCAGCUGGAGUAAGGUUGAACUGAAACCCCGUGCAUAUUUGAAACACCAGUUACAUGUAGUGACCAUCGUUACUCGGAGUUUCAGAAUGCCUCUGCUUGAUGUGAAAGGCGUUCAUGUCAACUUUCCAUUUGACCCAUAUUCUUGCCAGGUCACGUAUAUGGAAAAGGUGAUAGAAUGUCUUCAGAAGAAUGUAAAUGGAAUCUUGGAAAGUCCGACAGGAACCGGGAAGACCCUCUCUCUUCUUUGUUCCACCUUAGCAUGGCAGCAGGACAAGAAGGCUCAGGUGGAACUCAAUCGCCAAGCCAACAUCUCCUCCUUAAUGGGAGAUAAUGGAAGCCUGCAAAACAGCCAAAUUGAGGCUUUGAAAAAGAGUUUAGAGUCUAGCACUGGUUUGACAUGGGGAGGAAGUGAAUUUGCUGUGCCAAAGAUAAUAUACGCCUCUCGAACCCACUCCCAGCUCACACAGGCAGUUCAAGAGUUGAAAAGAUCGGCUUAUAACACGGUGAAAGUCAGUGUAAUAGGGUCAAGAGAACAGCUGUGUAUCCAUGAACAUGUUCGAAAGGAAAUGAGUAAUGCUUCUAAGGUUCACAUGUGCAGAGCGAAGGUGGCAGGGAGAACCUGUUUUUAUUUUAAUCACUUUGAAGAUAUCAAACGGAACAGUGAACCUAGGCAGUUGGUGGGAGAUGUGGUGGACAUAGAAGAUAUGGUGCGAUUUGGAGAAAAACAAAGAAUAUGUCCUUACUAUAUUGCAAAGGAAUUAAAGAAUGAUGCUGAUAUCAUUUUUAUGCCGUACAACUACUUACUUGAUGCCAAGUCAAGGAAAGCUCAUGGUGUUGAAAUUCAAGGCAACAUUAUCAUAUUUGAUGAAGCACAUAACCUGGAGAAGAUUUGUGAGGACAGCUCCUCCUUUGAUUUAACGUCUGCUGACUUGGCCACAGUUCUGGAAGAACUUAGCCGCCUAGCUGAUAAAUUGUAUGAACUGGCCAAAAAUGAGGAAACUUUGGUGGAAAUGACGGAUUCCGGUGUCAUGCCAGAACCAGAGUUCACAUUGGAAGAUGUUUUGCGACUCAAAUCAACUUUCAAACAGCUGGAGGAAGAAAUUGACAAAAUGGAAGUUCCUAACAAAGAAAAAGGUCUAACCAAGCCUGGAGUAUUUAUAUUUGAGCUCUUGUCGAAAGUCAACAUUGCAUUUGAAACCAAAAAUUUUCUGCUGGAUCUGUUGGACAAAAUCAUCUCCUACGUUACUGGUGAUUCCACAGGAAUGGGAUUCCACUCGAAAGGGGCAGGGUUGACCAAGAUGUCCGACGUAUUGCGGGUCGUGUUUAGCAGGGAGGUAUCAGAUGGGGGUUCUGUGUAUCAGCUGCAGCAGAUACUGGCCAAGUCAUACAAGGUUCACAUCCAGCCUGUCCAACCUAACAGAAAGAAGAAGAUGGAUUCCUGGGCCACCCCAGCAGCUGCUGACAAGAUGGGUAAAACCCUUAGUUACUGGUGUUUUAGUCCCGGUCACAGCAUGCUGGACCUGACUGCCCACGGAGUGAAGUGUGUGAUACUGACCAGCGGCACAUUGUCACCCCUGGACUCUUUCAGUGCUGAGAUGCAGAUCCCUUUCCCAGUGACACUGGAGAACCCUCAUGUGAUUGACAAACACCAGGUGUGGAUCGGGACUCUCAACAAAGGUCCUGAUGGGGUGACACUCAACUCAAACUACCAAACAAGGUUCAAUGAGAAUUACCAGGCUUCACUAGGGAAAGCGUUAGUAAACUUUGCCAGAGUGGUACCUAAUGGUGUGCUGGUGUUUUUCCCAUCUUACCCUGUGAUGGAGAAAUGCAUUGAGAACUGGCAGCAAAACGGGGUAUACAGCUCAAUUACCCAAUAUAAACCAGUUCUGGUGGAACCCAGGGGAAAACAGGCAUUCAGUGAUGUCAUGGAAGAAUUUUAUGAAAAAAUUAAUGACCCAGCCUUAAAUGGAGCCAUAUUUGUUGCUGUUUGCCGAGGAAAGGUGAGUGAGGGUCUGGAUUUUGCUGACAACAAUGGGAGAGCUGUGAUAAUUACUGGUCUCCCCUUUCCCCCUCGAAUGGACCCAAAAGUUGUACUGAAAAUGCAGUUUCUGGAUGAAUCAAGAGGCAAAAUGGGAUUCAAGAGUCUGUCUGGACAAGAAUGGUACAGGCAGCAGGCAUCAAGAGCUGUCAAUCAAGCUGUGGGGCGGGUUAUCAGACACAGGAAGGACUAUGGGGCCAUACUGUUGUGUGAUGAAAGAUUUGCCGGAGAAGCUUCAGUUCGUCAGUUACCAGUGUGGGUUCGACCCCACGUCAAUAAGUAUGAUGUAUUUGGACGAGCACUGAGAGAUAUGAUUGUUUUCUUUAAAACUGCUGAGCAGACGUUACCAGCACCAGAAAAGAAGCAGUACCGAGCUGGAGGGUCUGUGGCUUCCUCUGGGUGUCAGGGCGCCCAUUUUAUGCCCACGGUCAACAGACAUGGUCCACUUUCCUCCAUGGUAAAGGCCCGCAAUGUGACUGAACAUGUGCCAAGCCUCCGACAGUCUACUGAGGAAGAAGAAACUAGUUUAGCAAAAUUAAAGAUUCAGUAUGAAGGCGGAGCCUCGUCAUCUCGCGGUCCCAACAAGAAAAAUCUCCUGGAUGCUCUCAGUUCAUCAGAGAGAGGUGGAAUUCAUGAUGAUGAAAUCAAUAGUAAGUCUGUGUUCAAAACACCAAUGCCAAUGAUGAAGAAACUACCCAGCAAGAAGAAAAUUGUGAUAAAGAAAAGAGAUUCUGAAUCUGACAGUUCUGAGGAAAUCAUUCCAACCAAACCUGGGUGUGUUGUGGAGGUGAGCUCUGCAGUGACAACCACUCACUUACAGUCAGCAGAGCAUUAUAUUAUAGAGGUAAAAAAGUGUGUAAGCAAGGAGUCUUAUUUGGCCUUCUCUAAAGCCCUUGGUCAGUACAAGAAGACGGGAGAGCUGUCUCAAGCUGUGGGGGUAAUGGCAGCGCUGUUCACAGAGAACCCCAAACAUUAUCAUCUCUUCAGAAAAUUUUAUCGUUUCGUGAGGCAUAAAGACAAGAGAGAGUUUGAUUGCCUGUGUAAGGAAUUGACAGGGGAGGGAUGUGGUUACAAACCAGAGGAUUCUGUUCCUAAAAAACGAGCUCAAUCCGAGGCCUCAAACACAUCAGAGCAACUGGAGAAAAAACAGAAAACUGAAUUGUCAACACUUGUACUGCAGUCAAAGACAUCAUCUAACAUCCCCCAGUCCUUAAAUUCCAGUAAUAGCAAGUUUCUGACUGGAAAUCUAUCCUCUUUAAUGUUGAACUCUGAGAGUUGUGACAGUAAACAGUCGGUGAACUGUGAGGAGUCUUGUGAUAGUUUACAGAACAGUGAGCAAAGUUCAACAGAAAAAAUAAGUGAGCGUCUUAAAGAUGUGGAAGGACCUCUAGAUAUACGGAGUCCAGCUCAGGAUGUUAAUGGUUAUGUAUGUUGUAAAUGUCGGAAUAAGGCCAGGGUUCCGUUCCAGUCUGCCUGUGAUCACAUCUGCUGUUUCAAAUGUUGGAAAGAAGUCUUCAAUGACUUGGACAAAACCUGCCCAAGUUGUGGGGUUCGUGUCAGAAGGAGAAAUCUUAAACGUUUAUUGUUCCCAGCACCGGCUAGUGACGACCGGGGCUGAGCACACUUUAUACCAGUCGGAUACCACCAACAAAAGUCUUCCUAUACCCUAUUAUUUUUACUGAAUGCUGCCUUAAGGGCUGAUGUUUAUUGAAGAAAAAUUGUGUAAUAAAUAUAAAAAUUCA